Molecule: messenger RNA, 465 nt
Organism: Cylicostephanus goldi
Lineage: Eukaryota; Metazoa; Nematoda; Chromadorea; Rhabditida; Strongylidae
Source: the annotation of a GenBank genome assembly
CAGUUUCCGGAAAUGAUGUUCCCUUUCAAUUACAUUCACGUAUCUCCUGUAGAGAUGUCCAAAGGAGUUUUCUCAUACUACUGCCUGGCGAAAGUGAGAGACCUCAAACUCCGAAAUGUACGAGGAUACUUUAUUAGCGCUGACGAUGCCGUUUUCCAAUUUUGGCAUAAGCUCGAUCUAGAAGAAAUUCUUUACCCAAUCUGGGUCAUAGAAAAGCGUUAUCCCUCUGCCUGGUGGCUAACCAAAUAUGGCUUGAAAGCCGCACAGCGUGCCAAAUCUUUAUUUACAAAAAAGUAUCGAGAAGACGCACGAGUGAGGCAUUUGUGGAAGUGUUACAAAGAAGGGGUGGUUGCAAUUAUUCGAUGUUUCAAAACAGAUGGUAAAAGUUUCACUUUGAGCUUCUGGCACAAGGUCAUGCGGAGGACGCGGCUUCACAUGUUGGGAACGAUAAUGGUUGGACAUUAA